Soboliphyme baturini is the source of this 2100-nucleotide messenger RNA. The record is from the annotation of a GenBank genome assembly. Lineage: Eukaryota; Metazoa; Nematoda; Enoplea; Dioctophymatida; Soboliphymatidae.
AUGAGUAACGUCCAUAGUUUAAUCAAUAUCGACUGGGUCGUCUUCUUGACGAGGGAUGUAGUCGACGAUUUCGCCACUCACAUUCGGCUAUACAGAAAAUCCAAGGAAAGCUGCGAGAAAAUGCCGAAACUCGCGGGUGGCGUGAAGCCGAACGACAUCGAAAGGGUGUUCUUUGAAUUAGAGAACAAAUUGGAACAUGGCUUUGAUCGCCGCUUUGUCUCCAUGUCUCGUAGUUUUGAAAAGGAUUAUCAAUUGGCGCUGUCGAGCAUCUUGUCAUACAUACUGUUGCCCGCAGAUGAAUUUUCCUCGAAGCUGUCGCGAUUUUUGAUCAGGGAUAUUCUGGCAGCAGAAGUUAUUGGUCAGACUGUAGAUUUACUAUCAAAUCCGGAUUACGUGGUCGAAAUACUUCUUUGGCUGUUAAACGACGUGCCCCUUAAGUACGAAGAUUUUCUGACCGUUUUGGAGACCUGUGACAGCACUGACGAAUUGUCAGCUACCAUAGAAAUCCUACAGAAGGAGAUCGACGUCCAGCGCUCGAAAGAUAUUGGCGGAACCGACGGCCGUGCCGUGAAGCAGCAAUUGAGCAGUUUAUAUUUUCUUAAAAAGCAGAUUGCAAAUCGUCUAAAUGCGUUGCAAACUUCGGAUGCCGCUAUUGACGAGUCAGACUCUAGUUGGAGCGAAUGUGCGAACUUGUACGAUUUGUCGCUGACGUUUGUCCUGUGCAACAACGUCGCUUUAUGUCAUUUCAUAGAUUUUCUUUGUCGAACCGAUGGCAAGCAUUAUAUCGACUUAUUUCUUACCAUUGAGGGCUUCAAAACCAGUUUUGGGCAGCCAUCAACUUCAGGCUACAACGUUCUGCCCUCCCACGGCGUAGCAUAUGAUAGGCGCAAAGAGACGGUGUCCAAUGCUCGGGAAGUUGCGUCGGAACUGUAUAAGCAGUUUUUUUCUGAACAAACGUGCCAAGUUGUCGACAUAAGCGAUGCCAUGAAGAAGCGUUUACAGAACAACAUCCAAGAGCGGUAUGACGUAAAUCACUGGUUCGAUGAAGUGCAAAAGAAAAUUUUUGACAUCCUGGAAUAUGACCCGCGUUUCUAUCCGGCGUUCAAACGAAGUUACGCUUACGUGAAGCUCUUAGCUGAGCUAAGGUUGCUGCCGACAGUGUACGAAAAGAUGGACAGUACGUUUUGUCCCAGUGAAGAAGGCAUUGGCAAUGUGCAGUCGUCUCUCUUCGCCGUUUACCAUGUGAGUGUCGAGAAGCUGAACAGCAGACAUGAGUGCGUGUUGCAGUGGACGGUGAACAGGAGAUAUUCUGACUUCUCUCAGUUCAAUACCAUAAUCAGACAGAAGUUCCCGUCUCUGGCUAAACUCAGUUUUCCUGCAAAAAGGGUUUUCAGAAAUCUCAGCUAUGAUUUUCUUGAAAAGCGGAAACGAGCUCUGGAGAGCUAUUUGCGUAUGCUGCUAAAUCCUGAUCUUGUGAGAAAGUACACUGGUCUUGAGGAUGUGGUUCUCGACUUUCUCUCCAGAAAGAAAUUACUGGUCGAAAACGCUACGCUGAGUGAUAAGAUAACAUCUGUCGUCGAGCCGAUUCGCACCGGAGUGAAGAGCAUUGGCAACGCUGUCAUCGCUGUACCGGAUGCACUUUUUGAUGGCGUGAUUCGAGUCAGUGAUGAAAUUGGAAAGGCGACAAGGUCCAUGCUGGGGGUUAAUUCGGCGCAGAAGGUAAAUGGCGACGGGCGUGCCGGUGGUCGAGUAGCAGACGUGUUGAACGUUGAGCGCUCAGACGAGGUUCCUUUCAGGAUCUUGUUGUUAUGCUUGGACGAGAUAUUUUCUCUGCGGGAAAAGAACCAGUGGAUUCGUCGGCGAAUGGUCGAAUUCGUUCGCCAGUUCGUACACGGCGCAUUCGGCUCCAGUUUUAACCGACGCAUCGUCGAGUUUGUGACAUGGAUGACCAGCGAGGAUCAGGUUGCCUCUUGCAUCAAAACUUUCAGAAACAGCUACAUGGCCAACGGGACAUUCUCUUCGUACAGCCCUCCUCGACCGACGAACGCACUGCUGCGAUCUCGUCUGAUUGCCAAAGGCAAAUUGCUGACCUUCAUUCCC